CUAAAUUAAUGUUGUUUACUUAUUAGCAUUUAAAACUAACUGUUUAAAAAAAUAUGCUACUAAUUUGGCAAGGGUGUCACGAAAUUUUUUCAGUGUUCAAAUUAACCGCGUUGCCACAUGAUCAAUAUUAUCCCUAUUUGCUGAGAAUUUUUAUAUUUACCCGGGGAAACUUGAGAUUUUGACUUUCUACUAAUAAGUCUUUAAAAAUAAAAACACAACCUGUGAUAAAUUAUUAUUUAGUAGACUCGAUGAAAUCAUAUUAAGCAAGGAACUUCUUGAGAAAAACGGCAGACAAUUUUUUAAUCUUCCAAAAGACCUGAUCAACUUGGCAACACUGCCUUAAUUUUGUCAAUAUCAGCUGAUUUGAGGUUAAUUUAAUAUUUAUUUAUUUAUUUUUCAAGUGAUUUUUAGAAUAAAUUUAUAUUUAUGACUGUUAAAGAUAAAUAAUAAUACACAAUAAUCUUAAUUUAAAUUAAAUUAUAAAAAAAUUAAUAUGCCACAAUGGAUAAAUAUUAACGACAGGUUACGCCAAGGAAUAUCCUUAAUAAAUAACCUAGACACAUCAACAUAUAGUAUGCUGUUAACCCGAGAGACCUUAACAGAACCAGACCUAAUCCGCCUUCAGACUGAUUUAAAUUUAAAAGAGGAUCAGCUGCAGCUCCUCUUACAAAGCAUUGCGUACAUUUAUAAACAGAGCAGCAGGGUUGUGUUGAAACCUGCAACAUUAUUAAGUGAUUUAGUAGAGAUUCUCGGCCUAGAUGCGGGAAAGGCAGAACUGUUUGUUAAGAAAUGGUCGGAAAAGUUUAGUGAGGAAGUAGGAGAUUUCGAGGAGAGACAUAAGUUAGACGGGUUGUCUUGGGAGCUGAAUGUGCAAGUUGGGUCUGACAUGGAAAGCAAGAAAUUUGUUCCUGAAGUGAGGAUACAGUUGGAGUUGUCGAAAUUUCGUUUUAUAGGUGAAUGAUCCUGGAAAAACUUGCACUCCAAUUUUACAUAUGGGAGAAACAGAGUUGCAACAACUUUACAACACAUUAGAAACGAUUCAGCUUAGAUUAGAUGACAUUCGUAAAUAAUGUAAAAAAUACCACCAAAAAGGCACAACUUAUUAUAUUGAAAUAGUAUUUAUACAAAUAAAUGAAUGAGAGUACA
Molecule: messenger RNA, 1146 nt
Organism: Anthonomus grandis grandis
Lineage: Eukaryota; Metazoa; Arthropoda; Insecta; Coleoptera; Curculionidae
Exons: 3
Coding region: 494-961 (155 amino acids)
Source: RefSeq, a predicted model, not a curated record